GGCUUUUGUUUGUUUUUCUCCUGGUGGGUGGAAAGCUGCUCUCUCUCCUGCGAUACUUACCAUGAGCUUUCUGGCCAGCCUAGGCCCAUUCACUCUCAGAACCUCCCAGAGUCCCCAGGAUGGACCGCACGGACUCUCCUAGCAGGCUGCACUCUGCAGAGAGACAACUGCCACUUUGAGCGUUGAGCUUUGCAUGCCGGGCUGGAUUUCUCAAAGUUCCACAUUCCCUCCUUCCACUCCCUCCCUACCCAUUGAGAAGCAGGCAGAAGACUGAGCCUUGAAACUAUGUAUUUGAGAGACUGUCACGACAUCUCGAAUACCUUGUGCUGGUGCUGUCACCGAAAAGUGUGGCUACAUUCUGAGGAGAACUGCUUCCAUGACAGGAAGGAGCAGUCUCAGGACUGAGAUGAGUAUAAAGCCAGCAGGGACACACCAUGCAUAGAUAUACGACGAUCAAGCAGCUUGGUGAUGGAACCUAUGGCUCUGUCCUCCUAGGAAGAAGCAUUGAGUCUGGAGAGCUGAUUGCCAUUAAAAAGAUGAAAAGAAAGUUUUAUUCCUGGGAGGAAUGCAUGAAUCUUCGGGAGGUUAAGUCUUUAAAGAAGCUCAACCAUGCAAAUGUAGUGAAAUUGAAAGAAGUCAUCAGGGAAAAUGAUAAUCUUUAUUUUAUCUUCGAAUACAUGAAGGAAAACCUUUAUCAGCUAAUGAAAGAAAGAAACAAGUUGUUUCCUGAGUCUGCUAUUAGGAAUAUCAUGUACCAGAUACUACAGGGACUUGCAUUCAUCCACAAACAUGGUUUCUUCCAUAGAGACUUAAAACCUGAAAACCUCCUUUGCAUGGGACCAGAGCUUGUGAAAAUAGCUGACUUUGGAUUAGCCAGAGAAAUCCGAUCGAGACCACCAUAUACAGACUAUGUGUCUACAAGAUGGUAUCGGGCUCCAGAAGUUCUCCUGAGGUCUACCAACUACAGUUCUCCUAUUGAUGUCUGGGCAGUGGGAUGCAUCAUGGCAGAAGUUUACACACUACGGCCGCUCUUUCCAGGCGCCAGUGAAAUUGAUACAAUAUUCAAAAUUUGCCAAGUGCUGGGAACGCCAAAAAAGAAUGACUGGCCUGAAGGAUACCAACUUUCUAGUUCCAUGAACUUCCGUUGGCCUCAGUGCAUCCCUAAUAAUCUAAAGACCUUGAUUCCAAAUGCCAGCAGUGAGGCAAUUCAGCUCAUGAGAGAUAUGUUGCAGUGGGAUCCCAAAAAGCGACCAACAGCUAGUCAGGCACUUCGAUAUCCCUACUUCCAGGUUGGACAUCCCCUAGGCAGCGCUCCCCACGGCCUUCAGGAAAUGGGGAAACCGCAGAAGGAAUUCCACGAGAAGAUGGGACCACCGCCUCAUAUUAAACCCGUCCCUCCUGCAAACCCCCCUGCCAAACCACACCCCCGGAUUUCUUCCCGACCACACCAACCCAGCCAGCCCCCACAGCACCUCAUAUACCCCUACAAAGCUGAGGCUUCCACGACAGAUUCCGAGAGCCAGCAUCAAGACGACCAACCUACUCCGAUGCUUUUCCCAGCCCUCCGCAAAAAGAUCCCUCAGAACAAAAUUCUGGCUGGCAUGGAGCACCCAAACGGUGAAAUUAAACCAAAGAGUAGGAGAUGGGGCCAUGUUUCCAGGUCAACAAAGGAUUCUGAUGAUUGGGAUGACUUGGAUGACCUCGAUUUCAGCCCUUCCCUCACCAGGACUGAUCUAAAAAAUAAGAAAAGACAGAGUGAUGAAACUCUCUGUAGAUUUGAGAGUGUUUUGGACCUGAAACCUUCAGAACCCAUAGGUACCGGCAACAGUGCACCCACCCAUACUUCCUAUCAGCGACAAGACACCCCAACACUGCGAUCUGUAGCCAAGCAGCAUUACUUGAAGCACUCUAGAUACUUGCCUGGGAUAACUAUUAGAAAUGGCAUACUUCCAAACCCAGGCAAGGAUUUUCUUCCACCUAAUUCAUGGUCCGGCUCUAGUCUCUCUGGAAAGUCUUCAGGGUCAGUAUCAGGAAUCAGUAGGAUGAAUUCUGUUGUCUCUGGCUAUACAGGAUCUGGCCGACUGACCGGUAGCUAUCUCCCUUCAUUUCUGAGAAAAGAAGUGGGUUCUGCAGGACAGAGAGUGCACCUAGCUCCAAUCUCAGAUCCUUCUCCUGGUUAUGCUUCGCUGAAGUCUGUGAGACCUCACCAUAAUCGACCCCUUUUCCAUACCCAGCCCAGAAGUACGCCAGGAUUAUUGCCUCGGCCGCCUGCAGCCCAGCCAGUCCAUGGACGUACUGACUGGGUUUCUAAAUAUGCAUCUCGACGGUGACAGACGUGAAGCACUUUGCACUGAAAAGCAAGAAACUUUUCAUCAGAUAAUUAUGGUGAAAGAAACUAUCUCACCUGCAAUAAACAUGAGAAAUGAUAAGCAAAGGCCUCUCCCCAACAUAUUAUAGUUAUCUUCUGCAAUCAAGAUAUUUCGAUAUUCCUUUUUUUUAGUUUUUUAAAAAAUAUUCAUUUGAAUCCAAUGUUGUACCUUUUUUGUACAAAAUUAUUUUGUUUUAUAACUGGGUCCUAUUAUUUUCUUAAAGAGCAACAUUUUGUAUAUAGGAGAUUACGUUCUGGCAUUUUAUACAGGAACCUUUAUAAUGAACUUAAAAAAAAACUUUUAUUUUGGGAGGGUGUCCAGGUAAUAUUUUAUACAAAAAAAAAGAAAUGCAGUGAAACUAAUGCAGUAUUGCAAUAUAGGUGCAAUUUAGAGCUGUGUGAUACAGGGGCAUUCACCUCUGCCUUGUGGUUAUUUGUGACAUGGUUAACUUGCAAAUAUGGUACAUUAGGCACAUCUAGCCUGCUCUGACAAACUAACUUGGUUUUAGUACUCUAAAAGUGAUUCCUAGCUUUCUCAGAUGCCCUAUUUUCCUUGGUUUGAGUUUAUAACACUAUGAUUCCCCUCUCCUAAAAGUAUUAUAGUAUUUCUUGAGUUUCAUCUUGAGAAUUCUCUAGCAUCCUUUGAAAUUAUUGGAGACACCCUAAGGUAUUGCAAAGUGAGGUUUGGGGAUCACUGUAAGAGACCUUCCCAUUUCCCUUUCUAUCCGUUUUUAAAACAGAUUAACCUGCAGGGAGAAGUAGGCCGAUAGAUAAUUGUGCACACACAGAGAAUUGAAUUUUUGAUGAGCAAAAGCCUGUUUAAUCUAAAGGCUAACACAGACAAUAUGUUCUUGCCUCAUAAUGAGUGCUAGCAGACAUAGCCAGUGGUGCUUCACUAUGGUGGGAGAUCCCACCCCCACCAACCAUUCCAAAUAGAAUUUUACAUACAUUGUAUAUCUCUAGGUCUGGUUAGGACUAGAUAGCAUGUAAUCCCACCGUCCCUGCCAGAUACUUCAUGGCAUUCUGAUCGGCAGCAAGGAUUUGGGGCUCUGAUUUGUUGGGAAACCAAAUUAACAGUAAUGUUAGUGUCAAUAAUGUGUCAUAUUUGAACUUAACCAUUAGUUUCUCUCAAGCAAAGGGAAGAGAAACUGUAUUUGUCUGGCAGAGGCUGUUCCUGGGAGAGGAAUGUUUACAGCAAUAUUAAAAAUGACAAAGCUGGUUUAUGGGCAGAAAACAUAAAAGGUGAAGACCUAUUCUUGACCCAUCUUUGUAGGACUUUUCUGCUCCCCUACUGGCUUUCCCUAAGGGCAAAAGGGAAAGUUAUUUCCAAUGAAAACAAAAAUAUUUAUGGUUAUCUGGGUCCAUACCUAUGAUUCCACCCUCAUACGGAAUUCCCAGUACAGAAACUCCCUUCACAGAGACAGACUAACGACUUACCUCAUAGUCAACUGCCUGAGGCCACUCAACCAGUGGGGCAGGACUUAAAUCUGGGUCUUCCAAAUUCUAAAGCCAGCCUCAUGCUGCCUCUAACAGAACCUAGUGAUUUCAAUGUUUUUGAAGCAUUUGAACCUGAUUAACAUUUUAAUAGUAAGUGAACUCAGAUUCAAUACCUAACUAUUCCUUUUCAGAUCUCCCAAGCUCAAGGGUCCCAUGUUAUAAAUUGUUGUUUUAUUGUAUCAAGUUACAGCAUGAAAGAAUGACUAAUAACUUUCAAAGGUUCCUAAUUUCAAACUGGGAGUAUCUUAUGCACUUACCUGGCUCAAAAAUUUGUAGUCAUCUAUUAACCAACCUUAUGCUCUUUGCCGAACCCCAGGGAGUUCAAAAAAAACAAUUUUUUUAAAAGCACAUAGUGGUUAUGGGUUUGGUCUUUGGACUGUUAUGUUUUAUUGCUGGCAAACUGGCAGCAAAAUUUAAGAAAAGAAAUGAUAUAUAUGCAAGCACACUUUGCAGCUGCAUUCAUUCAUUUUAUUGUAUUGUGUAACCAGUGAUUUCUUAAAGCAACAUGAAAUGUGUUUUCUGCAAUGGCUUUUUUAGUAUACUAGCUAGCAAAUAUUUAUUUUCUAUCCUACAUCAUUACAAAAAUCCUGUUUACAUGAAAAUGAGCAUAUUCUGAUUUGGUGGGGAGAGCUGUUUUCACAUUGUAAACAGAGACCCUGGGAGAUCACAAGUAAGACACGUACCUUAUUUCCAUCAGGCUCUAAUUUAUGUUGAAUUCAUUGAAUCUUAUCAAUUCCAAACAUUGGAUAUGCCUGUUUUCCAAAAGGCCAAUUCUCAUUACAGAACUAUAAAAAUUUUUGUAUGAUCUGUUAAGACCGACCUAUAAGAAAUUUUUUUUCCUUUGUUCUUUUUUUUUUUUCUGUGUCCAUUAGAAGUCCCAACAGCUUUCCUUGGCAAAGCCCAAUGAAGUUACCUGCAUAUGAGGGAUAGAGCUGUUGCGUAGAAGGGAAAACAAUGGUUAUUUAGCAUUUAGAGUGACUAUCCACAGACUUAAAGUGCUUUUUUAUUUGCCAAAUGGGGAAAGGACACACUGUGUAUUCCAAAUCUGUGUAGCAGAGGCAAAUGAUGACUAUUUCUCUUAAGUAGAAAUGAAUAGCUGCACAUAUUUUUAGCUUUUGUUUUAACGAUAUUUAUUUAUGAUGCAAGGACACUAAAAAAUACAAUGAUGAGCUUGGUGGUAUUAAUGUGUGGCUAUACCUCAGCUAAUCACUUUGAAGGAAAAAGCACAGUGUACUAUCAUUAAUGGCCACAGAUUCAGCUCUUGUACUAUGUCCAAAAAUGUCCAGAGACAGUUUUAAACGCAAAUGCAGGCAUAUCCCUGCUUUAAGAAGAUCCAAUAUUUGUAAAACCUGGAUUUACUGAGAAGAUGAGUUAGUGGUAGUUGGAGUUGGGCGUGUGUGUGUGUGUGUGUGUGUGUGUGUGGGGUGGGGUAUGGUGGGAGAUAGGGAAUGACUUGUUUUGCCGUAGGCUCUCUUUCAUUAGCCUACCACCCUUAUACAUUGGGGUUAUUUAGGGAAAUUGUGUAGACAACCUUUACUCACAUUGCCGACCUCAAUCCCUCCCCACUUUCAUGGUUAACAAAAUCAGAACCUGACCCUUGAUUAAUAUUUACAUGCAAUUCUUCCUUUAUGUGAUUUACUGUUCUCACUUUGUCUUAAAAACUCAAAUAUAGGUCAUGGCAGGAGAGCUUCCGCACUGUGCAUCCUUUCUAAACAGUUUCCCUCAUAGAAAUUAUACCAGUCAGUCAUUGCUUCGUGCCAUUUCUAAGAAAGAACGCAGGCUGUUGGCAGCUGCUCACUAUGUGACCAAAAGCAAUAUGUUCACGAGAAAACAUUUUAACACGCAAAUCUUUUAUAUACUUUGAUGCAAACUGUAGCAACUUAGAUGUCCAAUAGAUGUUCUUGAGUUUUUAAGGAUGAUUUUAAAAUUUCCAACUCAAUGUACUGUACUUUUGUAUAAGUUUAUGUGAGGACCUUCUUGUAGAUAUGUUACAGAAGCUGAGUCAAGGGGGAGCAACGCAUUAAUCCGGAAUAUCAUUUUUCCCUGCGUGCCCUGUGCUAAUUAUUUUGAGCUAAAAAAGCGGAUAUGAUGGCUUGAAUCCAGGCCUCACAUCAGUUACCCGGUCAGUAAGACCAUUUGAUUACCUGAUGACUUACAAAAAAAAUUGAGUGAGAUUAUAUUUUUAAUGCAAAUAAAGAAACAAUUAAAGGAACAGAGGAAGGGGGGAAAUAAUCAUUUGUGGGGAAAGCCCACAAAAUCUGAUACCCCACUUCAAAGAAUGUGUUGUAUGGCCAUUUAAAAACACCCAUUAACUUUGUGUAAAGAAAGUUUUCUUGGCCCAAAUAAAGUUACUUUUAAGAAA
Molecule: messenger RNA, 6227 nt
Organism: Trichosurus vulpecula (common brushtail)
Lineage: Eukaryota; Metazoa; Chordata; Mammalia; Diprotodontia; Phalangeridae
Gene: CILK1
Product: ciliogenesis associated kinase 1
Exons: 16
Coding region: 435-2330 (631 amino acids)
Biological process (GO): intraciliary transport; protein phosphorylation; intracellular signal transduction
Cellular component (GO): nucleus; cilium; cytoplasm
Molecular function (GO): ATP binding; protein serine/threonine kinase activity
Source: RefSeq, a predicted model, not a curated record